Messenger RNA from Camellia sinensis, 2722 nucleotides. NCBI's taxonomy places the organism in Eukaryota, Viridiplantae, Streptophyta, Magnoliopsida, Ericales, Theaceae. The record is from RefSeq and is a predicted model, not a curated record.
AAUACUUUCAUAUCGGUUGGUAAUGGGGAUAGAACUCUCUUUUGGGAGGAUAAGUGGGCUGGUGCUAGGUGUUUAAAAGAUGAUUUUCCUCGACUAUAUCGUAUCUCCCCUGAUAAGCUGAAAACAGUCAUGCAAGUGAUUGAUUUAAGAAGGAGCUUGUACGAUUGGGAGGAAUGCUUUACUAGAGUACUCCGAGAUUGGGAAAAGGAAGAGGUGUUUUGUUUGUUUACUUUGGUAAGUAACAACCGUGAAUUGAGAGCUGAUAAGGUUGAUGGUUUUUGUUGGGGGGCUGAAAACUCGAACUGCUUUAGCGUCUCAUCUGCAUAUAGGUGGUGUGAGAAUAGUCUAGAAUCUAAUGACUAUGGUACUAUCUCCAAGAUGAUAUGGCAGAAUGUUGCGACUCCUAGAGCAAAAGCUUUUGUGUGGCUAGCUUGGAGGCAAAGGUUAAAAACGUCAUCCUUCCUUCAACGGAUUGGUGUCAUUCCAGUUACUGCUAAUAUCCAAUGUGUGUUUUGUAAAGCUGAAGUAGAGGCUGUCAAUCAUGUUCUGUUGUGGUGUCCUUUUGUUUGGAGGGUGUGGGCUGAUAUACUUCUCUGGUGGGGAUCUCAGUGGGCAAUGCCGGCAACAGUGGAUGGAGUUUUAAAGUUUUGGGCCGGAUUUUCAGGUAAUAGUUUUGAGAGAAAAGUCUGGAAUGUGUUGCCUAUAGCUUCCUUGUGGUCUAUUUGGAAACACAGGAAUGAGGUGUUGUUCUCUGAUAGACAACCAGAUCUGCAUGGUCUAUGUGAUUUAAUUAAAUCCAGGACUGCUAUGUGGGUUAGAGCUGCGGACCCGAAGCUGCCUUUCUCUGUUAAUGAGUUCUUGUUUAACUUACAACAAAUUAAGUUUUGUCGAAGAGGGAUAGGUUGAUGAUCUUCUCUUCAACUGGAGACAGAUUAGGGGUGGAAAUUAGUGUUUGGAACUGAUUUACAUAUAUCUGGGCUGAAGUAGGAUUGUUAUGCUGUCAUCUGCAUUACCUCUAAGCUGCUGCAUUGUCUGUCUGCUGUUGCUAUCUGCUCUAAGCUGCUGCAUUGGGCUGAAAUAUGCUUGUUAAUCUGUUGGUUCUGCUUCGGUUGAAGUUCUGGUGGCAGUGUCUUCAAAGCAAAUUUUGGCUUUGAACAGUGUAGUGUUAAUCUGCCUCGUCCAAAUCUUGGCUGCUUCGGUAUGCACUGAGGGUGAAUGCUGACUGCUGAUUUGCUGGAACUCCCCGUUGCUGAAUUCUGAAUUCUGUGCUGCUUCUGAAUUUUCUGCAGUUUGAUUCUUGCUGGAAUUUUGCAGUUUCAUUCUGCUUCUGCGCUGCUUCUGCAUUAUGUCUUGAGCUGGUAUUGUUGGUAGGCAGUGGAGUGGAGGGUGUUGAUUGCAUUCAGCUGGGCUGGUUUGUGCAGAGGAGGAGGAUUCAGAAUUAUGGUGUUAGUUGUUUCAGAUGGCAACUGGGGGUUGUAGUUCUACUAGAGCAAUUAGGUGUAUGCUGGCUCUAAUUUUGUUGGUCACAAUGGGUUUGCUGCUGGUAUACUCCAACAAGUAUCUCUUGCAUAAUGUUUUGGUUGCUAUUCUAUCAGAUCUCAACAGAGAUGUGUGGUGUGCAGCAUUGGUGCCAAAUUUUGGUGUGUGGUUUGGUUGUAGGGCUGCAGCUGAUUGCCUGUUCUGGUUUUGGUGUUUUAGUGUCUAAGCUAUCUGCUUUUUUUGGUUUUUUUCUCUGUUUUGUAUGCUCGUUGGUUCCUCACCAACUAGGAGGUUGGAGCUUGUUUUUAGCUCCAAGCUCCUCUUUAUUGAUGUAAAUUUUCCUCUUCCAUCAAUAAAGUUUUUUUGCCGAUCAAAAAAAAUAAAAAAUAAAAAAUAAAAAAUUUUGAUGUCUCUAAUCUUACACCACCCUCUUAUUCAGGUCAUCCAACGUGAGCCAUGGGAACACAUCAAUGAUGAGGACAUAAAGAAAACCGAUGCAUCCUUUUGUGGGGAGAUAUGGCAAGUUCCUCCAAUGUUUUCUGCCAUCAAAGUAAGUUUUUCUCCUUCAUUUUGUUACAAGCUUGCUGAAACAGGAAGAGAGUCGUUGCAAAAGAAUGGCAUAUCAGUUCCAAAUGAGUUUUGUCAUACAAUGAAAGUUGGGGGUGAGAAGAUGUAUGAAAAAGCAAGAAGAGGAGAAAGCAUUGAACUUCCCCCGAGGCGGAUUUCAAUUUUCCAGUUUGAUAUCAAGCGAAGUUUAGAUGACAGACAAAAUUUGAUUUUCUGGGUGACAUGCUCAAAGGGGACAUAUAUUCGAUCUCUUUGUGCAGAUCUCUGGAAGGCUCUGAACAGGUUCACAUAUCAAAGAAAGAAAAGAAAAAGAAGAAGAAGAAGUAGAUAUGACAAACUCAAUGAAAAAAAGGCCGUUGGAGUCAAUUGAAUUCAAGUUUCAACUUUGCGCUUUCCUUGGCUUUGUUCAGUGCUUCAAUCAAUUCCUUUAAGCAAGUCUCUUUUGAAGCAGUCUUUGGUAUCAAGUUCUCUGCAACAUCACAAGGACUCAUAUCAGUUUUGUGCAAUAAGUUGUCUCUGUUUUGUAGAUAAUUACAGUUGUUGUUUGUCAUUCAAGAAAGGCUUUUUAAUAUCUCUAUUAUGUGAUAUACUUUGGAAGAUCAAUGUGAUAUAUUAUGUGUAGUAAAAAUCUCAUGAAAUGUGCAAUUAGUUAAAUUCUUUGGUUUAUACUCUAUUU